AUGGAGAAUUUUCUCAAUAGACCACCGGUGGGAGACACUUCAAGAGGCAUCAGCAGUGAAGGGUCUCUGAAGUUAGACACUUUAAGAGACAACAGUGGAAAGGACUCUGAAGUUAGACACUUUAAGGACAACAGUGAAGGGACUCUGAAGUUAGACACUUUAAGAGACAACAGUAAAGGGUCUCUGAAGUUCGACACUUUAAGAGACAACAGUGAAGGGACUCUGAAGUUAGACACUUCAAGAGACAACAGUGAAGGGACUCUGAAGUUAGACACUUCAAGAGACAACAGUGAAGGGACUCUGAAGUUAGACACUUCAAGAGACAACAGUGAAGGGACUCUGAAGUUAGACACUUUAAGAGACAACAGUGAAGGGACUCUGAAGUUAGACACUUCAAGAGACAACAGUGAAGGGACUCUGAAGUUAGACACUUCAAGAGACAACAGUAAAGGGUCUCAGAAGGGAAACACUCCACCUUGA
Molecule: messenger RNA, 480 nt
Organism: Procambarus clarkii (red swamp crayfish)
Lineage: Eukaryota; Metazoa; Arthropoda; Malacostraca; Decapoda; Cambaridae
Source: RefSeq, a predicted model, not a curated record